Molecule: messenger RNA, 1065 nt
Organism: Parasteatoda tepidariorum (common house spider)
Lineage: Eukaryota; Metazoa; Arthropoda; Arachnida; Araneae; Theridiidae
Source: RefSeq, a predicted model, not a curated record
AUGUGCCGUAAUAUCGAUAUACAGCAAACGGAAAAGACCAUGUUGUCAGACGUAAAUGACAUCGUCACAUUGGAAAGCAGUUCUAAUGAAGAACAAUUUCUCAACUUCAUUAAUCAGGCUACUGUCGUGAUACUUGAAAGUUGGCUGGUUGCAAAUGGGGAUGCAGCCGGGACACUUAAAUUUGUCUAUCAGCCAAUUUUCAGUUAUUGUAAUGAAGUCCUUAUCUCUACUGCUGCUAGCACCAUUCAAAAACUCGACAUAGAACAAAACCAAGCUCUACGUACCAUUACUGGCACUAUAAGAUUCACUCCUAUUCUGGCAAUGCAGUGUUUGACUGGAAACCCUCCAGUACGAAGCAUAAUUGAAAGAGACGCAAUCCUUCUUUAUGAAAGGCUAAUUCGCCUACCCAACAAUACAUUUUGUAGGGAUUACGACACCAACGCAAAGAGAAAUCUUAAAACACAAGGAGAUUUUUUACAAUAUGCCUUUCCGGCAGCUAAUGACAUAAAUGUCCACCUCAAUCCGAAACGUCUCUAUAGGCCUGUUUGCCCUUUGAGUUAUGGAGGGAUCUCGGUGUGUCUGAGUCUAGACAGGCAGGUUAAUAAGUGUCAUAUGAGAGAUCAACAGCUCCGUGCCAUUGCUCUAUCUACUAUUGAAAACAAAUUCCCUGGACAUACAUGGUUACACGUCUAUACAGAUGGAUCGAUGUUUAGCGAUGAAGACGGAGCUGGAGCCGGUGUGUAUUGUGAUCUUCUUUCGUGUUACUCACCAAUUGGCGCUCAUUCCCCCCAUUACGAUGGUGAAAUCGAGGCUAUUUAUAUCGCUUUGAAACAACUGGCAAACCACUCUUCAUCAUUCUGUACAGUGGUUACAUUGUCAGACUUCACGUCUGCGUUGGAAUCUUUUGCAGAUAGACAGUAUAAUACCCUGGAUCCUAGCCCACCGUGGGAUUCCUGGAAACGAGGUUGCCGACUUUUUAACCAAACAGGGGGCAGGGAUCCUCCAGAGACCUUUGAAAAGCCACUCCUUUCACGCAGUCAAACUCCUGAUAAAAAGAAGAUGUAA